GUGAGGAGGAAUCCCCAGAGUUCCCAGAGAAAAGAGUCUCUUCUCCUCAGAGCGACCAGGGGUCUCAAGGGGAAAACUCAGACGAUGACGUUUUCAUCAAAGCAGAUUUCCUUCGACAAACACCCCCCAAGCGGAACAUUACGACGCGGAUGAAGAGGGAAAUAGCUUUUCCCGUACAACCCCAUGCACACACCAUGUCAAGCAGCUGGUCAGCCAAGGGAGCAGUGGGGAAGGGGCUGAAGAACCCAGCCUGGACCCCCCCCUCCUGCUCCAGAGGCAGGUCCACUCCCCUAAUGGACACAACUACAAGAGGAGCAGGAGCAACGACAGUUUAAACCUACGCAUGCGCUUCGCCCAGGCCCACAAGUCCCUGUCCAGUCUGUUUGAGACCCGGUAUAUAGAUAAAGACCAUGAGCAGCAGGGCAUUGUGGGUAUCGAAGGCGACUGCGGUAAAGCCAAACAACCUUGGCGAAAGCUGAAGAGGUCCAAGGAGGCCGAGCUGCUGAAGAGGACUCUUUCAGUGCCUGAAGGGGAGUGUGGUAGUAACGCUGCUUCUGGGCAGGACCACGUGGACUUCCUCCCUUCUCCGGUCCUGGACCAGCUCAGUAAUCCAGGGUCUCCAUCUGCCCUGCGAGCCCUACGUCACACCGAUCCCAUCUCCAAGCGGGGCGUCCCUCAGAGCAGCGGACAGGAGAACCUUCUGGAAUGUAAAUCUGAGGGCCAGAGACGGAAGUGCUCGUCCAGCGGUCUACCUGUGACACCGUUCUCAGACGCAUUCCCGCCGUUCCAUCACAGCAGUCCGGUUUCACCGUCCAGCCCCCAUCAGCCGUUCCCUUUGUGGUCCAGAUCCCACUCGGUGGCUGAAGAGGGUCUGACCACGGAAAGCCCAAUUCGGCCCAUGAGCCCCAAACCCAACAGCCCGAGGCCGGCGGCUCAGCGUAAACUGUUCCGCCUCUGCCAGUCGUCCAGGGCCAGUUCGGUUCCCCCCAUCCUUCUGGGGCAGUCAGUCAGUGCGGAGGGCCUGACAGACCCCCCAGAGAGACCCAAGACCCUCAAGCCCUCGGCGAGUCCUCUGGGGCUCAGUCUGAGUCCUGUGGAAGGGGGGGACUGGGGCCGAGAAAGCCAGUCCCACAUCAGCCUCAGUGAACUGGAGGGAACACUAAACAGAACCAGAACCACAACCACAACCAGAACCAGAACCAGAACCGGACAGCUGCUGGAGGGGUGAAGGCCUCUGUGGAUC
Molecule: messenger RNA, 1243 nt
Organism: Sphaeramia orbicularis (orbiculate cardinalfish)
Lineage: Eukaryota; Metazoa; Chordata; Actinopteri; Kurtiformes; Apogonidae
Exons: 2
Coding region: 344-1228 (294 amino acids)
Source: RefSeq, a predicted model, not a curated record